AGCAAAGGUUCUUUUAUUUUGCAUCUCUACUAGGUCAAUGUUGUGCAUUGAUUUCUAUUUCAACAAAGAACAAGAAGCAACACAAAGUUUACAAAUGGCAAUUCCAUUGGUACCGUCCGUCUUUUCCUGGUCGAUCGACGCGGUGCGGGAGCAAACGAACCCGGGAAACAGGAAUUCAUUGCAAAAGUAUCGUAAUCGUACUAGUAUACAUCGCAAUACAAAUUGCCUCAACAUGAGAAAUGGAAUUUGUGAUGCUGUUUUACCUUAGGAAGAAGAUUUGUCAUGCAUAUUUGCAAUUACUACGAGUACGAUACUUUUGAACAGGAUAGCAGGCAUUGGUCACUGGUAUCCGGCUUCAUGUUUCUUUUUUGUGUUUCACAGACAGUGAGGAAAAGUUUACUCUGUGCAACAUUUAUGAAUAUGCAAAUGCGGUGCUAUUUUUCUUUAUUCAACGAGGUUCAAACUUGGAAAAAAAACAUGCGCACGACACACAAUAGAACUGCAGACCUCGACUGAAUCAAAAAUAGGAACCCAGCACG
This is a messenger RNA of Amoebophrya sp. A120, 539 nucleotides long. Lineage: Eukaryota; Dinophyceae; Syndiniales; Amoebophryaceae. The record is from the annotation of a GenBank genome assembly.